This is a messenger RNA of Dacryopinax primogenitus, 502 nucleotides long. RefSeq lists its product as uncharacterized. The transcript is spliced from 2 exons. The coding region runs from base 228 to 422 and encodes 64 amino acids. Lineage: Eukaryota; Fungi; Basidiomycota; Dacrymycetes; Dacrymycetales; Dacrymycetaceae. The record is from RefSeq and is a predicted model, not a curated record.
GCAGAAUGAUCGCAUUUCAACAUAUUCAUAGAAGGAGUGAAUUGCAUACAUCGAGCUCGGCACAAUGAUUCACUUGUAGUGUUUACCACGCUAUCACAACUUUCUCCAGUCCUCCAGGUUCCACCAGCUGUGCAUCGCCGAGGUAGUAGUCCGAAUCAAGCCUUGAAAGGGAAGAGAACGUUGGUUACUUUCCAAGAGUUGUUCCCCCAAUUGGCUGCUCUUAGGUCAUGCGGAACAUUGCCAACCCACAUCUGAACGGUCACGACAUUGUUCCCACCCACUGGGCCAAACUGGUAGAUCUGCUGGUUGUUAUGAGUCAACCACAUGUCGCCGUGGCCCGUCAUUGUGACGUUUCCGAAAUUCUGGAUGGAGACCGAGAGAACGGUGUUCCAACCUGCGGCUUGCUACGGUUGAAUCAGUGAGAGCAGACAUGUUUUUAAUUACUGUGACGAAGGCCAUAAAUUCGAACGCUCGCACCAGCUGGAAUGGGGAUGUAGUUUAC